GCAGCAGCACUUGUAGAAUGGAAAUGUCCUCAGAGGAAGCAAAAGUAUGUGAAGCUAAGAGAAAGUUGUGGAAAGCAGUAUGCGAAAGAAGUUACAAAUGCUCCAGAGGAUGUUUGGGCUAUAAUUAAUCUUUAUUGGUCAAGUAUCCCAAUGUGUUUACUGGUUAAUGAACACCUCAAACUGCUGGCCUGAAAGUUUCCAGAAGGCAAGUUUCUCAAAGCCAUUGUAAACUGCUGCACUCAGAAUUAAAGGUGUUUAGCCACAAUAUUUAUAUAUAAACUGGUGAAAUACAAGGCAGGUUCAUUGGAUAGCUAAACAUGGGGGAAGAGAUCUAAAGUCCACUUCUUAAAAGUUGAAAAGGUAUUUGAUUAUUUUUGAAGGGAAAAAAGAUCUGAAAAAAGGGCAAAUAACGUGCAUAAAAUUUACAUAAUUCUGUGGUAAGACUAUUGCCUAAGCACGGUAUUUUGCAA
Messenger RNA from Taeniopygia guttata (zebra finch), 470 nucleotides. It is a transcript of the gene PDCL2, whose product is annotated as phosducin like 2. NCBI's taxonomy places the organism in Eukaryota, Metazoa, Chordata, Aves, Passeriformes, Estrildidae. Gene Ontology annotation, biological process: protein folding. Gene Ontology annotation, cellular component: cytoplasm. The record is from RefSeq and is a predicted model, not a curated record.